Molecule: messenger RNA, 1411 nt
Organism: Drosophila subpulchrella
Lineage: Eukaryota; Metazoa; Arthropoda; Insecta; Diptera; Drosophilidae
Product: peroxisomal membrane protein 11C
Exons: 1
Coding region: 589-1230 (213 amino acids)
Biological process (GO): peroxisome fission
Cellular component (GO): peroxisomal membrane
Source: RefSeq, a predicted model, not a curated record
ACAGUGUACAGGGAAGGAACAAAACUUGGAAUAAGAUCACAAUUAUGGAUUAUCAGUUGAAAAUAUUGGAUAUCAAGCGGUGAUGUGCAAAGUAUUCCAAGAUUGAGAUCAUUUAAAGGAGAAACGUCUUCAUUGCUUUUCCUCAGUAAUUUCUAUACAAGGUACAAGUACAGUCUGUGUAUUUGUCGGAAAUUUUUUGGGUUUAUCACAACGAAAAACAUCAGUUUAUUAUAUACAUUUUGUGGUAAUUUUCCAUGGUUUUCUAUAUUUGUUUGUCAAUAACAAAGUAGAUUUUGCAUGCGAGCGGGAAGCAAGAUUGAGUUGUUGUAGGCGAGAGCGAGAUGGAGAGGGCACGCGCUAGAAAGAUGGAAGAGAGGCAGAGAGGGGCAGCAGAAAGACUGGGAGGCCAAGAGCGAACCGGGUUAGAUUGGCAAUAUCGCUCUCAGAACUUAGUGCAAUCGAAUUUAAAAACCCUGUUAUCGAGAUCGGUCGAGAGUUGGGCUAUAUAUUCCGCUGCAAAUACUGCACUUCAGUUUAGGUUACCACCUCCCAUAAAGCAUUACGAAACUUUAAUAGAUUCUAGAAAUAAUGCCCAAGUUCAUAAACGAAGUCUGUGGGCUCAUCGAUUCCUACGGCGGUCGGGAUAUCCUGAUGGAGGCGUUGUGCCAGGGAGCGAAGUUGGUGGCGGGAUACCAGGCCAAGCGGAACCCAGACCUGUCCCAACGAUGUGCCACCGUCAGCUCGAAGAUCUCGGGAGCCCAGGCCACCCUGCGUCUGAUCGGCGAUCUUCCCGUGAUCCGCUACACCCUGGAGUACGGAUUGGGCGACUGUGAACCGGAUCGCAUCAUGGCCGUACUGGGCGUGAUGUCCAACGCGGUGGACCUACUCUUCUACCCCAUCGAGACCAUCUGCUGGCUGGCCGAGCACAGAGUUUUGAAUGUGAGAAACAGGGACACAUGGAGCUAUGCCAACUCCAUAUUCUGCGUGCUCUCCAUAUACCUGAACCUCGUAAGGACAUUAAGGACUUUUUCGCUGAAUCGGAACCAGCUGAACCGACAGGAUGUGGUUUCCUUCGCGCGCAUCUCCCUAGAUCUGGUCCACGCAGUCAGCAUUCUGCCCAGAGGUUACUUGUGGGGUGGGAAGAUGUCAACCCUCCAAAUCGGAGCCAUUGGAACCCUCUCCGCGGCACUUGGAAUCUACCAGAUCUUGGCCAGGAAGAGAAUGACCUAGUAAAAGUAUAUACAGCUCGAAUUCGUCGAACGAAAUUUGAAGAUUAUCGUACGUUUUGGUACGCUGAUAUGGAUGAAUAAUUUGUAUUCCGCCCUAGAUAGUAUUAGUUUAUAAGAUCGUAAAUAUCCCAUUUAAUAAGAUGAUUUUAUGUGUAUUUUGUGGAAAUAUUAAAUAUUAAAUA